UAUCCGCACAUGCGCAUUAGAAACUCAACGUACUGAAUUUAAUGAAGUUUACUACAUCACGCCAAUCUCAACAAACUUACACCGUUUAUAAGAUUAAUUCGGAUCAAAUUCGCAAAUAGAUUACAUAUUUCACCUUAAAUAUCUAUUUAUUACAAUUUCUAAUAAACCAAUCAGUGCCGUAAUUACAUUUCUGUGCGUGCAACAAGCAAGAAAAAAAGAGAAGCUGUCGUGUGUUUGAAGGUGACAGUAGUAAAUAUGAAAGUGGUAGUGUUUAUAAGUUUUUACUAAAAAAAUAUAGAAUAGUGGUUAAUAAAACAUUUAAAGUAUGGAAUUUGCGCCGAGUCCGCAAGGCCACGGUAUGCCUAACAUGUCUCUUCCACCACCCGGUAUGGGUGGCCAAGGAUACUCUAGACCACAAUUUAGACCGUUUUUAAGCGCAAAUAGACCGUUACCAGGACCGUUGGGAAACAUGACUUUGGAGGAUUUCGAUGGGAAACGAUUAAGAAAAUCUGUUAUGAGAAAAACCGUCGAUUAUAAUUCGUCUAUUAUUAAAGAAUUACAAACGAGAGUUUGGCAAAGAGAUUAUCGAGAUAGACGCGCUCUCCAACCAGAUGUGAUGUAUUACCCCGACAUGAUGCCACCACCGAGUUAUCCAGACAAUCCAAUCAAUUGUGUCACAACUAGAUUUGUUAAAACAGCAACCAAUAAGAUGCGGUGUCCCAUAUUUUGUAUGGCUUGGACGCCGGAGGGACGUCGAUUAGUCACAGGGGCGAGUUCUGGGGAGUUUACACUUUGGAAUGGGUUAACUUUUAAUUUUGAAACAAUUUUGCAAGCACAUGAUAGUCCGGUGAGAACGAUGGUUUGGUCGCAUAACGAUAGUUGGAUGGUGACUGGAGACCAUGCCGGUUACGUGAAGUACUGGCAGUCAAACAUGAACAACGUGAAGAUGUUCCAGGCGCAUAAAGAGGCUCUUCGUGGAAUAAGCUUCAGCCCAUCCGAUAGUAAAUUCGUCACCUGUUCAGACGAUGGAACACUUCGAAUAUGGGAUUUUUUUCGUUAUACAGAAGAAAAAGUUUUACGAGGUCAUGGUGCCGAUGUAAAAUGCGUACACUGGCAUCCGCAGAAAGCCUUAGUCAUAUCUGGAAGUAAAGAUAAUCAACAACCGAUUAAGUUAUGGGAUCCAAAAACUGGACAAUCUUUAGCAACUUUACACGCUCAUAAAUCAACGGUGAUGGAUUUAAAAUGGAACGAAAACGGAAAUUGGUUAAUAACCGCCUCUAGAGAUCACUUAUUAAAACUUUUCGACCUCCGCAACCUUAGCCAAGAAAUCCAAACGUUUCGAGGACAUAAAAAAGAAGCCUCCAGCGUUGCUUGGCACCCGCAUCAUGAAGGCUUAUUCUGUAGUGGUGGCUCAGAUGGAUCUAUCAUGUUUUGGCACGUUGGGGCCGACAAAGAAGUAGGAGCUAUCGAGCAAGCUCAUGAUAGUAUCGUGUGGACUUUAGCUUGGCAUCCUCUUGGGCACAUUUUAUGUUCUGGUUCGAAUGAUCAUACCAGUAAAUUUUGGACAAGGAAUCGACCAGGCGAUUUAAUGAGAGAUAAAUAUAAUUUGAACACUUUACCUGCUGGAAUUGCUGGAUUAGAUGAUGUUGAUAUAGCUGAUGAACCGGCUGUGAUACCAGGAAUGGGUCCAGAAGAUAAAGUCGACGUAAAUCUUUUCCCCGACGAUAACGCAACGAUUCCCGGAUUAGAUUUAGAUCCGUUAGGAAAUAACGCAGACGAUAAAGUGAAAGUAAAAAAGGUUCCUUACAGUAAACCAAUUCCAAGAAACUUCCAAGCUCAAUGGAACGAAACGGGCGAGGAAGAAUCGAAUUUGACCGAGGUUAUCAGCCAAAUCGUUGAAAAUACACCCGGCGUCGUUCCGUUACAAAAAAUUGCACCAAAUGCCAUUAUAAUUUAUGGAAAAUUAAUUCCCGUUGAACCGGGUUCUAAAUUAGAAGCAGCUUUUGCGGAAGGCCCCGAAGCAUUACAACGUUACAUUGAUUCUGGUGAUAUAGAAGAACUUCAUGAUGUCAUGCCGCAUGAUGAUGAGCAUGAUUACCUCAAUCAAGCGUAUUUAGAUGACGACGACGACGAUGAUAAUGAUGAAACAAGCAACGAAACAAGUCAUAAUAAUAUAAAUAACGGUUCAAAUUGGGAAAAUAAAGAUAUUGAUAUGCGUCAGCAAGAUGUCGAUUAUCGCCAAAAUCAACAAAAUCAACAAAACCAACAAAAUCAACACAGAUCGGUUAAUUUUAAUCAAGGUGGAAAUCAAGAUGAUGAUUAUUGUAAUCAAGGUUUUCGGGAUGAUAAUAAUUAUCAAGAUUAUAAUAAAGAGGAUGAUUAUGAUGGUUAUUAUGAGGAUAAUCGGGGUUGGAGGAAUGGGCAAAAAUUUGGGAGAGGUUACCAGGAGAUGCCACCCCCUCCGCCGGUUAAUUUUAAUAGAAAUUUUCGUCCGAAUGUUCCGCCACCGUUUGGGAUGUAUCAAGAGAAUCCCGGGUGGAAUGGUCCCCCGGAUGGUGCUUUCCGCGGAAGGGGCGGAUUUAGGGGCCUUAGGGGUAAUCGCGGGUUUGGCGGUAAACAGAACAAUUGGAAUCCCCGUAUGCCGGGACCACGAGGCGGCGCCCCUAGAGGAGGACCUUCGAGAGGACGUUUUUAAUUUUAUGUUCAAAUAUUUCUUUUCUUUCUGCCGAAUGUAUUGAUUAAUUUUUAGA
Onthophagus taurus is the source of this 2750-nucleotide messenger RNA. It is a transcript of the gene Wdr33, whose product is annotated as WD repeat domain 33. Lineage: Eukaryota; Metazoa; Arthropoda; Insecta; Coleoptera; Scarabaeidae. Gene Ontology annotation, molecular function: protein binding. Gene Ontology annotation, biological process: mRNA 3'-end processing. The record is from RefSeq and is a predicted model, not a curated record. Gene Ontology annotation, cellular component: mRNA cleavage and polyadenylation specificity factor complex.